GAGACAACAGUUUGGAACCCCUGCAAUAAGAUGACAGUGUAUUAGGAGAAGAUGUUUUCACCCAGAUGAUGGUUGGACACUGGAGUAGGCUUCCCAUGAAAGCAGUCACAGCCCCAAGCCUGCCAGGGCUCUUAGGCACACGGUGUGACUCUUGGGGUGUCCUCUGCAGAGACAGAAGUUGGACUUGAUCAUCCUAAUGGGUCCCUUCCAACUGAGGAUAUUCUAUGUGGUCGAAGUUUGGUGUAAGACACUGUAGGACUUAAUAAGUGUGAUGGAAGGAGACUGGAAGAAUAACAUGGAAAGCAGUUUUAAUCCUGGUGUAUUGCUGGAAACUGUGAGUUGGUACCUUUUUUCUGUAACAAGAGGACAUGAGCUGAGCUCCAGAUCUCUGGUUUUUGGGGUUGGCUGAGUACAGAGGCAGCCAUUGACUGGAGUAAAGGAGGAAAAACCCUUGCUCAGAGGCAGGCUGAAGAGUGGAAGUUCUGCAUGCUAACACAAAGCAGUGUGUAACAGGAUGAAAUCUAAUCAUGCUUCCCUGGUCUUGGGUCAUCAUCAGAAAGGGAUGAUUUGCUUCCCAAGGGAAGACCUUGUACUUCAGCAUUUCUAGUACGUGAAACUGGCAUCAGUCCUUGCCAUGUAAUCUAUGAAUGCAGGCACAUUGCUCUCCUGGCUUCUGGUGACAAAUGUGCUACUUUGCCUCAUUGCUGCUUUAGGCUCAGAGGGUCUGUGCUGCUUCUUUGGAGAGAAACCUAAAGCACAGCUUCUGAGUGCUGACUUCAAAAGGUGUCCACUAUCUCCUCACAGUGGUGUGACCUAUUUGAGGUCUGUCUGCCAAGCACAGGUCAGCUGAUGCUACCGAGUUGUUUCUCUGGAAAUGAACCCAGGAAGUAAUGUGAAAGGUCAUGUGAAGCUCUGUCACAGCAGAAAUUUUCUAAAAGAUUGCUUUACCUAGCUGAGCUUGGCAAAGAGAGGAUAUGAACAAUUAUACAGGUGGGCUACUCGGGGGGAGUGAAGAUAUAAGGCAUCCAAACAGGUACUGGCAACCUGCAGCUCUGUAAGAAUGCCACUCCAGCAGAUUUCUGUAGUGCCAGCGCGGGAGACUGCCAACAAUGGGAGAAGUUCAAUGGGCACAAACAAAGAGAAGAGCAAGGAGGUGGAGAAUUUCAGAAAUUGAGAAGGGAUAAGUGGAAGGAGAAAAUGUUGGGCUGGUGCCAAGCGAUAGCUCGUAACCCUCACAGACUUCCAAACAGCACAAGAACACCCGAGGUCUCAGGUGAUGCUUCACAUAACUCUACUUUGAAUGAAAAAUCCCCAGGGCGUUCCACAAGUCGAUCAAGUAAUAUUUCAAAGGCAAGCAGUCCUACAACAGGAACAGCUCCCAGGAGUCAAUCUCGGUUAUCUGUCUGCCCCUCCACUCAGGACAUUUGUAGAUCAACUACCUUGCAUGAUUUGUCAGAAGAUGAGCUUGAGCAUGCAACCCCUGUCAUGGUGCUGACCCCUUCUAAUAGGGAGCUGGGUGGUAAGAAACUCAUAAAACGAAGGUUUAGGCGGAAAAAAGAGACUGGAGACAAUGGUGAGCACACAGAAAAGCAAGGAAAGGGGAGAAACUGUAAAUUGCAUCCUGAGCCUCCAAGAUCCAGCUGGAACGCAUCUGAUUCAUCAUCAUCUUCGGAUGAGAGUCAGUGGGCUCAGGCUAGGAGGAGAGCAAGAGAAAAGGCCAGGAUGGCCAGGAGAGGGAGAAGAAAUAAUAGAUCAUGCAGUAACCAGGAUGGGUCCUCAAACAGUAAUGCUGUUGAACUUGUCACCUUGGGGACAACAGGAAAAGAGAAACAAGAGGUGUCUGACCCUGAGAAUCCCACUUUAAAUCACCGCCGAAGGAUUUCGAGGCUUAAGGAAUCACAGUCUUCAGCAUCAUCUCAGGAUGCAAGGAUUUCCUCAAGAAAAUGUGGGAAAAGCAAAGGGAAAAGCUCCCACAGAGACCGGCAGCCUGCGCCUUUCCUUAGGCACACCAAGGACUCCUUUGCAGAGGCAGGCUCUGGCAGUGAUGCCCUGGCUGCCCCAGAUCAUGGAGCACCUGCUGGGGCCGGGCCCACUGUGCCUCAUGCUGCUCAGAAGCCUCCAGUGUUGUAUGAUGACUGGUCUGAUGAUUUAGAAGUAUGCAGGAUCUGUCACUGUGAGGGAGAUGAUGAGAGCCCCCUCAUCACGCCGUGCCGCUGCACGGGCACCCUGCGCUUUGUGCACCAGGCCUGCCUGCACCAGUGGAUCAAGAGCUCGGACACGCGCUGCUGCGAGCUCUGCAAGUACGACUUCAUCAUGGAGACCAAGCUCAAGCCCCUCCGCAAGUGGGAGAAAUUGCAGAUGACAACAAGUGAGAGGAGAAAAAUUGUGUGCUCAGUCACAUUCCAUAUAAUUGCAAUUACCUGUGUUGUUUGGUCAUUGUAUGUUUUAAUUGACAGAACUGCUGAAGAAAUUAAACAAGGCAAUGAUAAUGGUGUCCUCGAAUGGCCAUUCUGGACAAAACUCGUUGUGGUGGCCAUUGGAUUCACAGGAGGCCUGGUCUUCAUGUACGUGCAGUGCAAGGUUUAUGUCCAGCUGUGGCGCAGGUUGAAAGCCUACAACAGAGUGAUCUUUGUUCAGAACUGCCCGGACACCAUAAAAAAACUGGAGGAGAAAAGCUCUCCGUGCACUCAGCCCUCGGAGCUGAAGGACGCGGUGGUGGUGCCGGUAGCACAGACAGGUACAAACUCUCAGCCGGCGGCGGAAGAGGCGACGUCGGAGGUCAUGCCAGUUUGACACGGACAGCGCUGCUUCUCCCUCGCAGAGUAAGCCGUAGUGUCUGCUACACUACAAAUGCUACAAGAAAGUAGUAAUGACUGUGCAUUUUUUCAGUUUAAGAAGACCCCAACCAAACGACAAAAAAAAAAUACCCCAUACAAAAACCAAAACAGUACAAGGAAAAUGGAUCCAGCAAAGCAAUUUGUUACUGUAAGGAAUGUGACCGUUCGUGAUGUAAUUUCGCAACUAGUCAGCAAGUGUAGUGAAAGUGGAAGUGUAGAAAGUGCAAUAGAGAACAGGUUUAACAGACAAUGCCAAACCUAUGUAACAAUGUACUUUUUUUUUCCUAACUGGGCUGGCUGGGAAAGUAGAAAACAAAAGUGACACAAUGAUUUUGUUUACAGAAGACACAAAACCUUUCAUGUGUUUACUACUAGAAGUUGUAUUUGCUAUUUACCUUUUCAGAGAUACACUUCAAAGGGUACCAAUCCAAGUAAUAUGCAUUAACAGAAUCAAAGUACAGAGAGCUGUACUGCAGCACUUCCUCUCUAAGCCUCAUAUGGUAACACCUUGUGACUGUAUGUGCCUGAAUGUUUGGGCAGCUGUGUCAACUAUGGAUAUUUGAACCAGUUGUUUUUAACUAUGGCUGGAUUUUUGAAAAGUAAGCAGUUCCAACCAGUAUAAACUCACAUUUCCAUAAGCUGCAGAU
This is a messenger RNA of Zonotrichia leucophrys gambelii, 3484 nucleotides long. RefSeq names its product membrane associated ring-CH-type finger 1 (gene MARCHF1). Gene Ontology annotation, cellular component: late endosome membrane; cytoplasm; early endosome membrane. Lineage: Eukaryota; Metazoa; Chordata; Aves; Passeriformes; Passerellidae. Bases 1198 to 2793 code for a protein of 531 amino acids. The transcript has 10 exons. The record is from RefSeq and is a predicted model, not a curated record. Gene Ontology annotation, biological process: antigen processing and presentation of peptide antigen via MHC class II; protein polyubiquitination; immune response. Gene Ontology annotation, molecular function: ubiquitin protein ligase activity; zinc ion binding; MHC protein binding.